Microthlaspi erraticum is the source of this 828-nucleotide messenger RNA. The record is from the annotation of a GenBank genome assembly. Lineage: Eukaryota; Viridiplantae; Streptophyta; Magnoliopsida; Brassicales; Brassicaceae.
AUGCCAAACCUAACGAGUUUAGAGUUUGAGGCGUUGGAUAUCUCCGGGGAUAAUUAUCUCGCGUGGGCACUAGAUGCCGAAAUCCACCUCAGUGCAAAAGAGCUUGGUGAAACAAUCAAGGAAGGGAAUAAGGCUGAAUCUAAGGAUAAGGCAAAAGCAAUGAUAUUCCUUCGCCAUCACCUCCACGAAGGUCUCAAGAGUGAAGCUCGUUAUGAUUGGACACAUCUGAGACUCCAGGACUUUAAGUCUGUAAGUGAGUACAACUCAGCAUUGUUCAAGAUUACCUCCAAGUUGGAAUUAUGUGGAGAGAAAGUCACGGAUGCUGAUAUGUUAGAGAAGACAUUCUCUACAUUUCAUGCAAAUAAUGUUGUCCUGCAGACACAAUACCGUGAAAAGGGAUUCCAGAAGUAUUCCCAGUUGAUAUCUUGCCUUCUUGUGGCAGAGCAAAAUAAUGAGCUGUUGAUGAAAAAUCAUGGUCUGCGCCCAACUGGUUCUGCUCCAUUCCCUGAAGCGAAUGCGACAUCCUAUGAUAGGAAAGAACAAAACCACAGAGGACAAGGCCACAUCCGUGGUCGAGGUCGUGGUGGACGGGGUCGUGGACGUGGAAGAGAUUUUGGUGUACGUCAAAGAGGAAAUGACCAUUGGGCUCGUUUGUGCCGUACACCAAAACACCUUGUUGGUCUUUAUCAACAAGCUGUUAAGGAAAAGGGAAAGAAUGUGGAAACAAACUUGGUGUACGAAGAUGGUGAAGAUGAUCUUGAGAUGAGUGAAGCAACUCACAUGGAGAUUGCUGAUAUUCUCGCCCCUGAAGGGAAUAUGAGAAUUUAA